Molecule: messenger RNA, 8280 nt
Organism: Elgaria multicarinata webbii
Lineage: Eukaryota; Metazoa; Chordata; Lepidosauria; Squamata; Anguidae
Product: pantothenate kinase 3
Exons: 7
Coding region: 117-1229 (370 amino acids)
Biological process (GO): coenzyme A biosynthetic process
Cellular component (GO): cytosol; nucleus
Molecular function (GO): ATP binding; pantothenate kinase activity
Source: RefSeq, a predicted model, not a curated record
AGCGAGCCCUAGCACCGCCACCGCCGCCUCCUCUCUCCUUCUCCAGGGCUUCAGACACAAAAGCUUCUGCCAGAGGGUUCCAGCGGAGCUGCCCUCGCGAGCACAGCGGCGGAGACAUGAAGAUCAAAGAUGCCAAGAAACCAUCUUUUCCAUGGUUUGGCAUGGACAUUGGGGGAACCUUAGUAAAACUCGCAUACUUUGAACCAAUUGAUAUUACUGCCGAAGAAGAGCAGGAAGAAGUUGAAAGCCUGAAGAGUAUUCGCAAAUAUUUGACAUCAAAUGUAGCCUACGGAUCCACUGGUAUUCGGGACGUCCACCUUGAACUCAAGGACUUGAUACUCUUUGGGCGAAAGGGAAAUUUACACUUUAUCCGAUUCCCAACCCAUGAUUUGCCUACCUUUAUUCAAAUGGGAAGAAAUAAAAACUUCUCGACGCUGCAUACGGUGCUCUGUGCCACUGGUGGUGGUGCCUAUAAGUUCGAAGAAGAUUUUCGCACAAUUGGAGAUCUACAGCUGCACAAACUGGACGAACUUGACUGCCUUGUCAAAGGCUUGUUGUAUAUAGAUUCUGUCAGUUUUAAUGGCCAGGCGGAGUGCUACUAUUUUGAAAAUGCAUCAGAACCUGAAAGAUGCCAGAAGAUGCCUUUCAACCUGGAUGAUCCGUACCCGUUGCUGGUUGUAAACAUUGGUUCAGGAGUCAGUAUUUUAGCUGUCCAUUCCAAAGACAAUUAUAAAAGAGUAACUGGAACAAGUCUAGGUGGUGGGACCUUUCUUGGCUUGUGCAGUCUACUGACUGGAUGUGAAAGCUUUGAAGAAGCUCUAGAAAUGGCAUCCAAGGGAGACAGCACACAUGCUGACAAGCUAGUCCGAGAUAUUUAUGGAGGAGACUAUGAACGGUUUGGCUUGCCAGGGUGGGCAGUGGCAUCUAGUUUUGGGAAUAUGAUCUACAAGGACAAACGGGAAUCUGUCAGUAAAGAAGACCUGGCAAGAGCGACAUUGGUUACUAUUACCAAUAACAUCGGAUCUAUAGCUCGAAUGUGUGCUGUAAAUGAGAAAAUAAACCGCGUUGUCUUUGUUGGUAACUUUUUACGUGUGAAUACGUUGUCGAUGAAGCUGUUGGCAUAUGCACUGGAUUACUGGUCCAAAGGCCAAUUGAAGGCGUUGUUCCUAGAACAUGAGGGGUACUUUGGAGCAGUUGGUGCCCUGCUUGGAUUGCCAAAUUUCAGCUGAAGCUCAAAGCAUCACAAUUCUGAAUUGUUCCCUACCUUUCUGGCAUUAUUACAACACUGUUUUGUUUUGUUUUAAUAUCAAUUGGAACCAAAGUGGGGAAGGGCCACAGUCUUUCUAUAAAUGUCUUUAACUGUAAGAAUUCUCAUCUGUCUCAUGGAGGCAGAAUUUGAAAUCUGGGUGUUUCUGUAGAAGCAGCUAGUGGUUUUCGUGGAUGGCAUCCUCUAACAAAUACUAAAUUUUCAGUUUGCAGUACAGCCUCUGAAAAAUGAGCCUCUAACUCAGAAUUGGGAUAUUUGUCUUAGCUGUUCAAACUCUGCAAUGCUAAUCUAAACUUGCUUCGAAAAUUCCUCUUAAGGCUAUUUGAUCACAUCUAGUUCUGCAGGUCUAAUUAUAGCCUUAUACUCAAAAAUUCAUUUGAGCGAUAUUUUUUCAUCAGCUCCAACGUUGACCCAUAGCCAUAUCCAAGUGCCAUCUACUGAAAAUAAAUAAAGAAAAUAAAUAGGAUUUUCUUUCAGAGCAAGGAGAUUACAAUGCAUUGAUGUACUUAAUUCAAACUUUCCAGUAUUAAGUUUCCCAAAAAUUAAAAGUAAAAAAGCAUCAGCAAAGACAUUUUACAAUUGAUUUACUGUGUGAUAAGCAAAUGAAUCCAUGUAUGUACAAACUACUAACUGCAUUAUCAGGUUUUAUUAAGCUCCGUGGUAUCCUAGUUCAUUUACAAUGCAAUCCUAUACGUAUUUACUCAGAAGUAAGACCCACUGAGUUCAAUGGGGCCUACUCCCAGGUAAGUGGGUAUAGGAUCGCAGCCUUAAUGGUUAACUGUGUAGGAUUUUCAGUCAGACCUGAAAGGAUUUUAAAGGGUUGACAAAUACAAAAAAUAUCUAUAUCUCAGAAUCACCCAUUUCUAUAAAAAUGUGCCAGCAGGUGUGACUGAGAUCAUAACAGCAAUAGUGUUACAGUUGUUGGAUUGCCAGAUCUGUUGAGAUGCCUGUUAUGCAUCUCAACGUAAACACAUUCAUGAGUUGAGCAAAUGGAGUGUGUGUUGACCCAAAAUGUGAUAUUGGGGGCAAGUUUGUGUCUUAAGCAACCAUGGCAGCUUUAGAGGUUGUACUGCACAGUCAAAAAGUCCUGCGUUUAUUGUACUCUGAUAACUGUUCCCAAUAUUGCAACAGUGUGGCCUUGAGAUAAACUCCACGUAUUGGGGCUACUCCUAUAUUUUGACUGUCUGCUGUUUCAGACUUGAUUGUAAAAGUUUACAAUAGUGGCAUAUUAGUAGAUUGCUGCAGCAAAGCUUACCGUAAGACCUCAGAAAAAAAUUAAUCAUCUCAGAAAAGAAACUUUCUAUGCACAGGGAGGGAUGUAUCAAUGUAUUCUGAAGGAAUAUGAAGUUCUCCAAUCCAUGAAUUAAGUUUUCUAUAGGGGAAUCUACCACUCUGGUUAAGGCUCACAGAGCUCAAGACUAGUGCUUGAUUUACUUGAUCAAAUUGAUAUGAUUUUGGCAGAUUGAUAUUUUAUACAGCAAUAUCUGUAUGGAUAAUGUAUCUCCAGAUAUCUAGGGUGUGUGGCUUUUGCCUUUUUUAAAAAAUUCAAUUUCAUAUAACUACAUAAUUUGCGUGCUCAGUAGCAGCCAUUAGUAUUUAACUCAAAAUCAUGUUGACAUCACUUGUGCUGACCACCUAAAUGCUAUUUUCCACUCUUAGAACUCAAACAUGAGUGAACUCUUUACAGCACAAAGCAAUGGCCAGAGAGUUUUAGGUAUUCCACUGGUCCCCUGUUGAGGCAACGGCCAGAAAAUGCAGCCCGAGCAAAGUGUCUUGUUAUUGAGACCCUGUACUUGAGUAUUUUGAGCCCAUUGUUGUGGUUUCUAAUAAUGAAUACAGUAUAAUAAUGAAUUCAUAAAUAGUCACAUGGAAGUAACGGUUUGCCAUUAAAAAAACUUACAGAUGUCAGGCCUGUCUUUCAGUUCAUAUAUAUAUAUUAUCAAUUGUGAUUAAUACUUUUCAGGACAUACCCUUGGCGGGAUGAGAAUGGUCUAGAGUAGUUCUCUGUAUUGGUUGCCAUUCAAAACUGAACGUGAUUAAGAGAUCAGAAACACCCCUUGAAAAUCUUAGUCAAUCCCAGAGUCCUCCCACUGCAGAGGUUUCUGCAGAGGCUUCAACUAUGAGGUCUGAACCUCGUUGGGGGUUGGGGAAGAGCUAUAAUGAGGGUGUGGCAGUGGAUGAGAAAGGAGAAGAUGUGGAUUCACUGGAUUUCUGGCCCCCAAUCACAUCCCAAACACAGGGAAACAUUUAAACCAGUGCCAGGGUUGAUAAAAAUGAAUUCCUUCCCAUUGCUUGCAACGGGAGGGGAUUUUUUUGCUAAGGAUCUCCAGCAGGGCUUUGGAUAGAUUGGACGUUCCAAUAUCACAGUGCUCCUUUCUUUGGGUUCCUUCCCUUCAGGAUUGCUCUCUAAGAGAACUUCCAGAUGAGGGUUUUAUUGUGCAAUCUUCCUGCCUCUUUCAUGCAACUUUAUUGUGGGGAGGGUGAAAGGGGUUUCCAGGCUUCUUCCGACUGCUUUUCUUACCAUGAAAAGAAAUUUGUUAAGCAGGAAAAGGUGGAAUAGCUGCUUAAUGCCUUUUGAUUGGUAGGGCUAGGAACCCUCCAUCUGGAAGCAUCUUAAAACAACUGGAUGGCUAUCAUUUAGUCCCUAGGCAAAUACACUUCAAGAAGACCUUUGCUAUAGUACUGAGAAAUACAGUAUAUCCCACUGCAACUGGAAUAAAUAGCCCAAAUACAGGUAUGGAAUCAUCUUUUUAGUGGUUUGAUCUCAUGCUACAGCAACGUUAGAAAAUCCAGUUCUUCAUAUAUGGGUCAUGUUGCUAGAGGUUUCUUUUAACCUAUGGGAAAAGCUUCUCUGGCUUUCUUCGGGUUGGCAGAGAGCAAGGUUUGUUUGUUUUUUGCAAAUAUAUGGAUAUCUAGGAUUGGUCUCAACUUUCUGGGGAGAGGGAGGAACCACUUGCUGGGUAAGAAGAGGCACAUUUCCUUCUCCCCUAAUUAAGGAAAGGAAUAGAGGUUGUGAGUGUAGUGGCUCUUAAGUCCAGCAGUCACAUGAGUGCCUUAAAUGUCUUUCUGUAGUUUCAGCCACAGUUUGAUAUAAGACUAUUCCUGGCUUUGGAUAGUGGCAGAUCAUUGGUACCUGUAGAUUAGUUUAAAAUUGACCCAGAUAGGCCUUUGGAAAAUUAGAGAUUUUCCAUCAUUUUUCUCAUUGUAAUUUUUAAAUCACAUAGUUUUGAGUGCUUUUUUUAUUGCAAUACAAUAUGUAGCCCUGGGUAUAAUAUAUAGCAUUUCCCCCCAAAUAAGAGAACUUUUUAACUAGGUAAUUUCAUCUCUUAAUAAGCCAAGCUAUUUUCAUAGUAUGUAAAAACUUGCAAAAGUUUUCAUUAUCUAUUACGUUAAGGUGCAUUUGGAUAAGACUUCUCAUCUAUAGCUUCUUCCCUCCCAGACCAUAAAACUAGGGAAUUAAUGGACCGUAUAAUAGAUCCCCCCCCCCCCGGCGUUCUUUUGUGUAUUGUCAUGCACAUUUUGUUUAAAGCAAUAUUCCAUGAAAAAGGUGGUAGUGUAAGGACCAGUUCACUUUUUCUCAUUGUUUUUGUCAUUUGUGUUACGCUUUCAAGUGGCUAACGAGUCUCAUGACCCUGUCAAUGUGUUAUACUGUCUCUGUGCCAUUGAGGUUGGUUGUAUGUGACCCUGCUGAAUGUCACUGAUUAAGUGGAUUAAGACCUAAUACAUUGGUCUUUUCUAAUUGUAUUGCUGCUUAAAUUUUUACUAGCAAGAGCAACUCUUGUAGCUAUUCGCAAAUUCUGUGUACCUUUGUAUCUUUCUAUCAGCAUGUGGAAAAGUUAGGCAGCCGUCUUUACUAUAUACUAGCAACAUCUACUAAAGUUAGAAAACCUUAGGUAUCUAAAGUUCAGCCAAACAGUUGAUCCAGUGUCCCUUCAACCUUUCGGAGUAUUUCUUUGGACUGCCUUACACAUGGUAGUAGAAAAUACUUAUUAAAAGUUUAGCAUGUUUUAACUCUAGCAUGAGGUGGAUGUACAUCUUUCCCACCAGCACCACCACACAUGUGCUGAUACCUCUUGUGACCUCCCUGCAGCAUGGUUUCAUGGUGUAGAGGUGUGAGUAUGUGGAUGGGAAAUGUAGUCUUUAUGGGACAGAAGCAGCUACAUGCUAAAUUUCAACGUGCACCUUCUACAGUAAUGUGUAAAGCAGUCCUCCAAAGGAAGUCUCUGAAUAUUUUCAAGUGCUUGUACUGAGAGCAAACUUCUGUUGCUUAAACAUUAAUAAAUUGGACUCAUUUAACUUCCUAAAAACCCAUGCCUCGUUGCUUUGUAAAUAGUGCAUUCUAUCAAUAAAACUCCGUGAACUGAAUAUCUAUUAGAUAAAGUAGAUGACGUAACAUAGAAUCUUCAGUGGUAGAUCAAAAUAUGUUUCUAAUUGGAUACUUGUGUUUUUAGGAGAGAGCAUUUUUGCUGCUGAAGUGAAAUGACAGAAUGUUGCACGGACUGGAAUCAUUUUUUUAAAAAGUAGAGGUUUCAGGGGUUGUGAAUCGAAUGCAGUAUGCCAUUAAAAGAUUAGCACCCCUUUUCAUUACUAUUCCAGUGAGCUACAAUAAGCGUUGAUCUUAAUGAACUUAACUAUAAAACUUGGAGAUAACAGAAAUAUGAUACUCAAUUCUUUUAUUAAAAAAACGCCUGUGUUAAUAAGCAGGUUGGAAUAAAAGGCUUAAAAUAUUAGUGUCAACUUACUUUUUAUGCCUUUAUGAGAUAAUGUGAAGCUUGCAAAUAGGAGCACACAUAUUACAAGUUUUCUGAUGGGGGAGGGGCAAAUAAGAUGCCUUAAUUCAGACGUGAUCUCUACUUAAUUGUUGUCAAUGGAGUUAAGUCCUAGAAUACAUUGUGGUAGGGUAUAGGUUUCCCAAAUCCUAAUUCCAAAGAGUGUUCGUGUUGUCAACUGUACAGUGAGAUUAGGAAACCUGCAAGCAAACAUUCUCCUAGGUCUGUUUCUCCCCCCCCCCCUUAAUUUGUGAGUCAUGGCAAGCGGACAUAAAAUAUGCAUCAUGGUAAAUUGUGAGUAGUCACAUGAAUCUGACAUGCAUGCAGCUGAAAAUAUUUGCGAAAUGUAUGUUGGUCACAAAUCCUAAUCCUACACAAGUCACAAAGGUAAGCAUCUUUUAAGAGCAUUGCUGCAUACUUUGUGCAUGGGAAUAGUAACUUCAAAAGUUGUCAAUGGGGUGCCUCCAUUAUGUAAACACUAGAAAAUACAGUGGAACUUAAUACUAAGAACAGUGGCUUUGUGUUCUCUUGCCAUGGAAUGGUUAUGCCUGCAAUUUAAUCCUUAUCCUGCUCACUAAGACAGAUAAAGUAGGCUGCUUUGAUGGGAUAGGAAGAUGGCAGGUCAAUUUAGUGACCUAUUUUUGGACAUAACACUAAACCAUACUUAAGUGUUUUAUGAUAGAGGAAAAGUGAGCAUUGGAUUUUUGCACUCCCACCUCCAGCAAGCUGUGAAGAGAUCUGUUCCUGCUUUAAGCUUACUGGAGGGAUUUUGUGUCUAAACUGUGGUGUCGGGAUUGACUCUGGUUUGUUAACAAGGAAGGGUCAUAAGUCAUGUUUGAUUGUGGGUUGUUUCAAUAAAACCAAUUUUAAGCUAACUGGAGGCUGGAACAACAACACACAUACCCCACUCCUUUCGUUCAGACAUAAGGAUAUACUGGUUAGUUUAAGAAAGGAAGUGGAUGCUUCUGAUCUUGAGCAGUGCCAGGGAAGUGGGGCAUACAACCCCACGAUUCAUUCAUAUAAUUGUAAACCGUGGUUUACAGUUACAUUGAAACCAGCCAGUAUAUUGCUGUUACUCCUUAAUAGUAAGCCAGACUAGGGUAUGGGGGAGAAAUUGUAAAACAAUCACUGUUUAAAGUCUGAUACUUUACAGAUGGACAUUUCAUCGAACUGUAAUUACGUCUCAUGGGCUUAUCUCAAACUGUUAUACCUGGACAAAAAAAUCAUUAAAGCCAAGGGUUUGUCAUGAAAUUGGCUUUUUAUUAAACAGACUGCGAUUGAAUACAUGUGCUAUGAAAUUUCCAGAAUUUCAAAAACAACUGUUAAAUUUGUGUAUUGCUUGAUGUAUCUGUGUGUUGAUUGAAAUUUGAUUGACACAAACCUAUGUUGAGUGCAACCAUGAUACUGUUCAUUUUUAUUUGUAUUGUGAGUACAAUAUUACAAAAUUUCUAACAUUUUAGAUAAAACUUUCCAUAAUACUAACUGACAAAUGUGGACAGAGCUCUCUGGAAUCAGGAAUAAAUAAAUAAAUUUCACUUCAGCAUUAGAUGUUGAUGCAUUUUAAGCAAUAGUUACAUUCUGAAGCUUAUUAGCUUUAUGUUCAAUCAUUACAAAAAGAUUUUUACAAAAUAAGGUUUUGUAGAUGGGGAAGUUUCAAUAAACAGUACACUUUGAUAUUCACACUGAUAGGAAUUAGUUAGGAAAUACUUCAUUCACCUGUUAAUGGCAAAGUUGGCAUUUUAACUUGUUUUUAAACUUCUAAAAGACCAAAUUGUACUUGUAAUCUUUGAUUCUACAGCAAAUUCAUAUUCUACAAAAAACAGUGUGCAUAUAACAUUUACCAUAACAGCCAUUUCAGAUAAGUUGCCUUACUCUGUUGCAGUGAACUUAUUGUCUCCACUGUUUACUAUUCUGACAAUGAAGUUGGUGUAAAAAUGUAUGUUUUUGCAAAUUUAAUUUCAUAGUUGCUAAAUUAUUUAAUGCAUCUCUUGUAAAUUGUUUAAUUUAUUUUCACCAUUGAUGCUCUCCUGUAUCAUUUUCCAAACGAUAUAAGCUGUAUUGUAAUCAUUCCCAUCAGAACUGUAUAAAAAUUCUUUACUGUGCUUGCAUGAGUAAAUGUGAACUUUAAUUUUGUUGUAUGAUGAGCUUUUUGUGUUUUCCUAGUUUUCCUAUUGUUCUGUAUGAAUGAACAGAACUUUUGACUUUUUUCUAAAUAAAUACCAAUGAUUGGUUCUCUCUCCCAUA